AUGCAAACGGCCUGUGGAUCACCAGCCUAUGCAUCCCCAGAAAUGAUCCUUGGUCGUCCAUACGAUUUUUCAACAGAUAUAUGGAGUGCCGGAAUUCUUUUGUUUGCUAUUUGUACAGAAUAUCUUCCAUUUGACGAUCCCAACAUUCAAUCUCUUAUGCAAAAGAUCGUAUAUCGUAAUGUUACAUAUCCACCACAUUUCUCUCCAAAACUCAAGGAUCUUUUAGAGAAAAUGCUGAAUAAAGAUCCGAAAGAAAGAAUUACAUUUGAAGAAAUCAAAAAGCACCCAUGGCUCGCUGAUUACCAGAAAGUAUGUGAGAUGUCUGCCGAAUCAUUUGACUCUCUCGACCAAGAUAUUUUUGAUCAACUUUCAAGAAUUGAAAAUGACAAUGGAAUACAUCGCUCACCUGAUGAAGGCCAUGACAGUGUUACAUUCAAUAUCUUAAAGCGCGAUAGAAUUACAAAUAUGUUAUAUUCCAUGGUUAAUCCAAGCAGAUUCCCUUCAAUACCUUCAUUCCCUACCAGAAUACUUCCAAAGCCAGCAGGAGCGGGUGGUCCUGGCCACGCAAUCGAAAGACCAUCCCGUCCUUCGAUUGUUCUUCCUGUCGGACCCGUUGGACAAAACGCUCAGGGCAGAAGACGAUCAGUCCUGCUUAAGGCUCCUCCAAUUAGAACUGGCCCAGCAAAACCGCAAUAUGCGGUCCCUCAGCCAACAAAGAUACAAGUUUUGCCUAGACCAAAAUGCUCAUCACCAACGCAUUGA
This is a messenger RNA of Trichomonas vaginalis G3, 762 nucleotides long. RefSeq names its product protein serine/threonine kinase protein. The transcript has a single exon. Gene Ontology annotation, molecular function: protein serine/threonine kinase activity; ATP binding. Gene Ontology annotation, cellular component: cytoplasm. NCBI's taxonomy places the organism in Eukaryota, Parabasalia, Trichomonadida, Trichomonadidae. Gene Ontology annotation, biological process: protein phosphorylation; intracellular signal transduction. The coding region runs from base 1 to 762 and encodes 253 amino acids. The record is from RefSeq and is a predicted model, not a curated record.